Molecule: messenger RNA, 5076 nt
Organism: Umbelopsis ramanniana AG
Lineage: Eukaryota; Fungi; Mucoromycota; Umbelopsidomycetes; Umbelopsidales; Umbelopsidaceae
Exons: 23
Coding region: 141-4943 (1600 amino acids)
Biological process (GO): regulation of ARF protein signal transduction
Molecular function (GO): guanyl-nucleotide exchange factor activity
Source: RefSeq, a predicted model, not a curated record
CUUGUUCCUUCUUUUCUUCGAUUCUGUGAAUACAGUCAGGGUAUAUCAGAUAACCAAGCCAGAACCUUCAUUUGUGAAAUUCUCUUACCGGUUCCUGGCCCAACAUCACACUAUACCUGAUUGUACUGGAAUAAUAUACCAUGACAGACAAUCCACCAACCAUCGACCCUUCAAGCUUACGAUCGCCGCAACCAUCACAACACGCAGCUUCUCCACUCUAUGGUAAUGACAACCUAAAGUGCGAAUUAACAUGGUCACAACUGAUUCAUGCUGAGAUCAUCGCGGUAACAAGCGCCAUGAGGAAGAACUCACGAUGGUCUGGCAUUAGCGUUAGCGGGUUGCACAUGGGAAGUUUAGGAAUGAGCAUGGGGUUGCGAACGGGACUCACCAGUGGAAAAGACGGCAAUUACCGAAACCAGGAGAGCCCGCUCAUGCAUGGAUUUACCAGCCUACGUUCAUAUUUGACCACUGUUAGAGAUAUUUACGAGAUUGAUGCUAGUAUGCUGCUCAAUCCCUUUCUUGAUGUCAUUCGUUCCGGAAAUACCACCGGUCCCAUAGCAGGAGCGGCAUUGUCUAGUGUAGAGAAGUUUCUUCAAUACGGAAUCAUAGGUCUCAGCAGUCCUAACAUUGCUAUUGCCAUGGGAAACCUGGCUUCUGCUGCAACACACUGUAAAUUUGAAGCCUCAGAUUCUGUCUCUGACGAAGUGGUAUUGCUCAAGAUGCUUCAAGUUCUCCAAAUGGCUCUUAUAUGCCCAUGCGGCUCGGUAUUGAGCGAUGAGGCAGUUUGUGAAAUGAUGGAAACUGGCCUCAGCAUGUGCUGUCAGAUGAGAUUAAGUGAAAUGCUACGCCGCUCAGCUGAACAUGUUAUGAUCAACAUGAUCAUCGCCAUGUUUGAAAGAUUGAAAGUCAUUAAUGAAAUCGAAGAUCUUGAUGCUGAAAAUCCUACCGACGUUCUUCAAACCAUAGAAGAAGUACAAUCCGGACGAUCAGACCCUCAUAUGAACACUCCAAAACCAUCCGUGUCACCUUCGCUACCAGACGCUUACACCGCAUUGGAUGGUAAUACAGCAUCAUCGUCACCUCGAAGCAUUAGCACACCGGCUGCAGAGACUGUUCACACGCCGUCGAAUGAGACGGAUGCAAAUAACGUUUCAGAACCUAACGCAAGGAAUGUUGUCGACGUUGGCUUGAAUGUCACCACCCAAGAAAAUGUAGAGGAUGGAGUGGAAGAAAUUGACAUUAUACCUAUACCAUAUGGACUACCAGCUAUUCGAGAGCUCCUGCGUGUUCUUAUAUCUCUCUUGAACCCUCACGAGCACAAGCAUACAGACUCAAUGAGGUUGAUGGCUCUAAGCAUUUUGAACGUGGCCUUUGAUGUUGGCGGCAAAAGUAUCAGUCGAUUUGAGUCGUUGAGAAAUUUAAUCACGGACGAAUUCUGCAAGUAUCUAUUCCAGCUGGCAAAAACUGACAGCAUUCCCCUUUUGACUUUGACUCUUCGUGUCAUAUCAACUGUGUUCGAUACAAUGCGACCCUAUCUCAAACUGCAGCAAGAGCUUUUCCUCUUCUUUUUGAUUGAGCGACUUACUCGAACCGGCAGUACUAGUACCGGUAUUACUUACAAUGUAGAUGAGGAAGGGAGUGUCAAUUUUGUUUUACCCAACCUCGAUACUACGAGGGAUGGUAGAGACUCUGGAUAUGUUGACGUACGAAGCUCGUCUCCUGGUCUCGGUGGUAGAUCGUCGGAUUCUCGAUCUGUUAAAUCUGGCAAUGAAUCCAGCGCUUACUCUGGCGAAGUCAGAGAGCUAUUAUUGGAAUGUCUCACCCAGUGCGCAAGAAUCCCAACCUUCAUGGUCGACUUAUGGGUCAACUUUGACAGUGACAUCAGCUGUGGCAACUUGUUUGAGGAACUUAUUCACUUUUUAAGCAAGAAUUCAUUCCCGGAGCCCAAUAGCUAUUCAGCAAGUAACUCGCACAUGCUCUGCCUGGAUACUUUGUUAUUAUUCAUUAACCACAUGGUAGAUCGUAUUUCCGAUGAGGAGGAUGAUUUCACGAAUGAUCCAACACAUUUACCACCGUCCGCCUUGCUCGAGCGUAAGGAACAGAAGCAUAUCCUGUUGGAAGGUGCUUCACGAUUCAAUGACAGUCCCAAGAAAGGUAUCAAAUAUCUUAAGGAACAAGGCGUUAUUGUAGAAGAUGAAAAGGGAGACUUCACGGACAGCCUUGCGCAUUUCUUGAUGUCUACUCCUAAACUAAACAAAAAGAGUCUUGGCGAAUACCUUGGUCGUCCUGACAAUGUUCCACUGCUCCAGAGAUUUAUGCGACAGUUUGAUUUCUCAAAUAAACGAGUAGAUGAGGCACUCAGGGUACUCUUAGAAACUUUCCGUUUACCAGGAGAGUCUCAACAAAUCGAUCGUAUCACUGAGACAUUUGCUGAUGCCUUUAUGGAGUCAAAGCCGGCUGAAGUUGCUAAUGCAGAAGCUGCUUAUGUUCUGGCUUUCUCUGUGAUCAUGUUAAAUACUGACCAGCAUAACCGCCAAGUUAGACAUCGGAUGUCUUUCGAUCAAUAUAAGAGUAAUGUCAGAGGUCUCAAUGCCGGCAAGGACUUUGAUAGAGAGUAUUUGCAGUCUAUUUAUGAUGCAAUCCGAAGCGAUGAAAUUGUCAUGCCUGAAGAGCAUGAAGGACAGUUAGGAUUCAACUUUGCUUGGAAGCAACUACUUCAUCACGCGAAGUCUGCUGGCUUGUUUACUGUUUGUGACACUGCUGCUUACGACAAAGAUAUCUUCAUGUUGGCCUGGAAGCCGGCUGUCGCCGCCAUUUCUUAUGCAUUUAACACUGCUCAGGAUGACAUAACACUGCAAAAAGCCAUUACUGGCUUCCAUCAAUGCGCACUUUUGUCCGCGCACUAUCAACUUCACGAUGUGUUUGAUAGCAUUAUCGUCAGUUUAGCCAGCAUGACUGGAUUGGUAGACAUGGAAGAUACUCUGCUUACUGCACCGGAUCCCAUUGUUGAUGUUGCCGGACAGAAAUAUGUCAUCAGCAGGCUAGCUGUUCGAUUUGGACGUAACUAUAAAGGUCAAUUGGCUGCUGUUGUUGCCUUUGCCGUGGCAAGUGAACAUGGUAGUGUUCUUCGCAAAGGGUGGAUAAAGAUACUUCGAAUGAUCAAAAACCUCUUUGUCAACUCUUUAUUGCCAAGCUCCAUGCUCCAAGUUGAAGAUUUCUUACUUGGAACGACCGUUAUACCCCUGAAACCAAAAUCAUCAACUCCACCGAAGCAGCAAGCUCGUAAAGACGCGUCUCUGCUUUCAACUUUGUCUUCUUAUCUACUUUCUCCUUACUCUGGCGAUGAAUCUUACCGAGCUGAUCCCACUGAGGAUGAAGUGGAAAGCACCAUGUGUGCUGUUGAUUGUGUGGUUGCUUGCCGUUUGGAAGAGCUUUUUGCUAACAUUCAAUAUUUGGACAAAGAACCAUUGGAAUACCUUAUGAAAGCUAUUCGAACCAUUGGUUACAAGACUGUUAUUGAUGAAUCCACCACUCCCAUCGUUUACGAUCCUGCCACCGUUUUCUUCUUAGAGCUUAUGAUUAGCAUUACUAUUCAAAACAUUGAGCGCAUGGAUGAGUUAUGGCCAUACAUGUACGGCUAUAUUGCCGGUAUUCUUGAAAAAGCCGAAAAUCAAAGUGUACUGUUACUCGAGAGGACUGUUGUUGGCCUUCUUCGAGUCUGUAUUUGUGUUGCAGAUAAGCCAAGCAUGCAAAAUGAGCUCGAUAAAUGCUUCAAGUUAUUACUCAACCUUCCAAAUACUGUUCUUCAAGCUGUUGGUGAGCAAACCAUGGCUGGCAUCCUCAACCUUCUGAAGCUUAACUCUACUCAGGUGUCAAAGAGCUGGGAGUCCAUACUGGAUCUUGUCCAGGCUACUGUUGGCCACGCAGAUGCAUCAAACUACGGCUUCGAGUCUGCCGUUUACAUACUGUCUGCGGAUAACGGCGCCAAGCUGAACAGUGCUCAGUUUGCAAAACUAGUCAGCAUCUUUGGAACUUUCGCUGCGGUUGCAGCUCCCAUACCUCAAGCAAAGGAAUCACCAAUACGAAAUCGCUCUGCUCCUUCUCAUAAGGUGAAAACUCCACAACUGUCUAUUGAGCGAGGCAAGAAAGCUAUAGAGCAUCUAUUCCAACUUCAUCGCAUCAUACCGCAACUCUCGCAGGAUGUUGCAUCGGAAGAAACUUGGACAACGUACUGGCAGCCUAUCUUGACCACACUCAGCCAGCAAUGCUGUACAGCCUGUCGCGAAGUGCGUCAGCACUCCAUGACGUAUCUGCAACGCACCGUUCUGCUCCCUGACAUAGCACGAGCCGAUGUAGGAGAGGAGGGUGAGCGAGUACCAUGGGUCAAUAUGUUUGAUAACGUGUUGAUACCACUUUUAAGUGAGUUGCUCCGACCGCAAGUUUACGAGCUGGAUCCUUUGGGAACAGACGAAGCCAGAAUGCGAGCAUCCACACUUCUUUGUAAAAUCUUCUUACACUACUGUAGCCGCAUGAUUGAGAUGACGGCUUUCAUCGACAUUUGGAUGGAGAUACUGGAUAUUCUAGAUGGUAGCAUGCAUACCUCGGAAAAUGAUCAUUUGGCCGAAGCAGUUCGAGAAUCGUUGAAGAAUAUGCUGCUUGUCAUGUAUACUUCGGGAGCAUUCACAGUUAUCCCACCUCAUGAUCUACCAGCCGACACUCCGCCAGAAUAUAACCAUCUCUGGGAUAUUACUUGGGAGCGCUUGGAUGGAUUUAUGCCCAACCUUAAGAGUGAAUUGUUUCCUGCUCCUGCCCCAGAACCUCAAGUGAUUGCUAACAACGAAGAGCAACCUCAACCACAAGAGAGUCAACAGGAUAUCCCACCAUCUGAAGACAAUGAUAAUUCAGAUAUUAUAGAUGCAACGUCUACAGUACAAGCUAUUUGAUCAUAAUAAGAAAAAUGGUUUUAUAAAAUGUACAAUACAGAGCAGUCAGCCAUUAUUUAAAAGUUUGCUAAUGGUAUAAGAUGGGAAACAUUAACACUACUUCGGCAGAGGGGGCAUUCCGACUGAGAAGGGA